Molecule: messenger RNA, 999 nt
Organism: Ylistrum balloti
Lineage: Eukaryota; Metazoa; Mollusca; Bivalvia; Pectinida; Pectinidae
Product: membrane progestin receptor alpha-like
Exons: 1
Coding region: 1-999 (332 amino acids)
Cellular component (GO): membrane
Molecular function (GO): signaling receptor activity
Source: RefSeq, a predicted model, not a curated record
AUGAAGUUCCCCAAUUCUCCACCGACAUUGACUUUGGCUGAACGAAUGCCGUCUGAAAUUUGUAAGAAACACAUACAUACGGGUUACCGGCAACCACACCAGCCAUGGUUCUAUUACUUUAUCAGUGUCUUUCACGCCAACAACCAGACGUUCAAUGUAUGGACACAUGUCAUUGGCUUUCUAUUUAUAGCAUACAGAACUUAUGACAUGUCCUUGACCUACGAUUUUUUAUACGACCCCAUGUAUCGACCGUUGGGAGCAGGGUUGCUAUGCAUCUUGACUCUUCUGGCUGUUAGUUCUUUCGCUCAUACUUUUGGCGACAGAUCGGAGGUAGCGCAUUAUUCAUGUUUCUGCAUGGACUAUAAUGCUAUAGCAUUACAUUCUAUGGGAUGUACUAUGAUAAGCCAUUCCUAUUUCGUAAGAGGAUCAAGUCUGGCAUCUUUCCUUGUCAAAUAUUCAAGACUAGGGUUCAUAUACUUAACAGUGCAAUUUUCUGUACUGCUUUCAUAUUCGAAAAUUCGGUUUGGAAGAACUCAUAAAAUCUGCAAGAUGUUUCAAUGCUUCGUCACUUAUUCGAGUUACCUGUGGUUUAUGGUGCCACUGAUACAACGAUACUUCUGGCCAGAGGACAGUUACCAUGACGAUACUUUACAGUUACAUAAAUAUCACGUGAUAUUAUUCCAGGCCAACGUUUUGGUAUAUGUUGCACACGUUCCAGAACGCUUGAUCCCCAAAACGUUUGAUGUUAUUGGACAAUCUCACCAGAUCCACCAUGUCAUUCUUGUGAUAUCUGUGAAUAAUUUCAUCAACGUGACGAUUGAGGAAUUGAGAUCCUCUUCUUCUAUAAAAUAUGUAUAUCAUAUGACAAGAAAUAGCGGGUUAUUUGACAAUUCUUACGGGACGGUGUUGUUGGUGAUGUGCAUUGAGUGUUUUCUAAUUGCUUUAUGGACUGUCUACGCUGACAAGAAGGUGGCAGAUAAUUACGAUCGAAAGAAGUGA